Molecule: messenger RNA, 4476 nt
Organism: Asterias rubens (European starfish)
Lineage: Eukaryota; Metazoa; Echinodermata; Asteroidea; Forcipulatida; Asteriidae
Product: katanin p80 WD40 repeat-containing subunit B1-like
Exons: 16
Coding region: 448-2502 (684 amino acids)
Biological process (GO): microtubule severing; microtubule depolymerization
Cellular component (GO): katanin complex
Molecular function (GO): microtubule binding
Source: RefSeq, a predicted model, not a curated record
GUCGGUAACGUUGAAAGCAUUUCGCGAACUGCUCAAUUUAUUAUGCUGCCAGCAUUGCUGGAAAGGCGCAACUGUCGGCAAAUUCUGUUCUGAAGUUUGUAUUGAGACCGAAUUAAAAGUAUUUUUUUGUCGGCAAUAUAAACUAGCGGUACAUAUUUUGCUACUUAUUGUCGACUAAUUGUCGUCCAAACAAACGGAUAGUGUGGCUGUGCUCAACGCGAAACUUCAAAAAUAACUGGCAGCGGUGGCUGGCAUUCGCAGUGUGGCAACAGCGCUGAACAACUGUCACCCGACUUUGCGCUCUCAUUUUGCAUGACUUUACACAAUCUAGGGUGGAUUUAAUUGCAAUCCGUCAGCAGAAGAGCAAGACGCAGAUGUAGACAGUAAAACGAGCUGCUUCAACCAUCACAUAUUGAAGUUAUUAGCACUAGCAGAAAGUGACGAACCAUGACGACGAAACGGUCAUGGAAACUUCAGGAGUUUGUCGCCCAUGGUGCCAAUGUGAAUUGUCUGGCAUUGGGCCAACAGAGUGGGCGUGUUAUGGUGACAGGUGGAGAUGAUAAAAAAGUCAACAUGUGGGCAGUGGGUAAGCCCAACUGUAUCAUGAGUCUUUCUGGCCAUACUACCCCAGUGGAGUGUGUCCGAUUCAACAGCCAUGAGGAACUGGUUGCAGCCGGUUCCCAAUCCGGUUCACUCAAGAUUUGGGAUCUUGAGGCUGCAAAGAGUAUUAGGACUCUGACUGGUCACAAGGGAAACACUAGAAGUCUAGACUUUCAUCCCUAUGGAGACUUUGUCGCUUCUGGUUCCGUCGACUUAAAUAUCAAACUUUGGGACAUCAGACGGAAAGGUUGCAUCUUCACAUACAAAGGUCACACUGGUCCAAUCACCUGUAUUCGCUUUAGUCCAGAUGGGAGAUGGAUCGCAUCAACGUCAGAGGAUGGCUUAGUCAAGUUAUGGGACCUGACAUCAGGGAAGCUACUUCAUGAUUUUAAACAGCAUACAGCAUCAGUCAACCAUGUUGAGUUCCAUCCUAACGAGUUCCUCCUGGCAACAGCAAGCUCAGACAAGACGGUUAAAUUCUGGGAUUUAGAGACGUUUGGCCUGGUUUCCUCCACACAACCCGGUGCAUCCGAUGUGAGGAACAUUGUCUUUCAUUCAGAGGGUUCGUAUCUCUACAGUGGCAGUCAGGACAUGCUGCACGCAUACGGCUGGGAACCGGUCUGCCUAUAUGAUACAUUCUCUAUGGGUUGGGGGAGGGUCGCUGACAUGGCAGUGGCUUCCUCACAGCUUAUUGGCGCUUCAUUCAACCAAACCAACGUCUCUAUUCACGUCGUUAAUCUUACUAAAGUUAAUCGAGCAAGGGGAGUCCCUGUGGAGCAGUUACAACCCACAGGGCCGACGACCAAUGCAGGUCAACCCGUACCAACCACACCAUUAUCAGCGAGUGGAAGGAGAAGCUUUGUUACUGAGAGACCAGCCACUACAUCAACAAAACAGAGAGAACCUGCGAUGAAAUCAGAGCCCCAGAGGGAAUCGCCGACCCAAGAUGAAAACAAAGAAGAGGAUUCACCGUCAUCAGCAGACAUCAAGGACCCAGAGAAUUACGAUCAAAUAUUCCACCCCAAGAAGAGAAUCUCACGAUCCCCAACAAGGGAUGAACCAUUUCCAGCCCCCCUGGAUGACCAGCAGCCUGCCUCAACACGCCCACCACCCACACAAUCCAAAGAACCUCGCCAAGCACAAGCACAGAGUCCACCGAGACAACAGCCCGUGUCCGUACCAGAGCCCGCAGCCCCACAACGCAAGCCUGACAUCGCCCCGCAGAGAGUGGCUGAUACCAGGCCAACAAGGGCGGCAGAGGCGCCACCACAGUCCAUCGUGCCCUCAGACAGGAAGGCACCUGCUGAGCUGGAUAUGAAUGCAUUCCUACCGCAAAACAUGAGGGGGGCUGGAGGUGACAUGAAGAUCAAGGAGCAGCAGCAGACUGAAGGUGAGGCGUUGGAAUCGUUAAUGCGCGGGCACGAUUCAAUGUGUGCUGUGCUCACGAGUAGGAACAGGAAUCUAGAUGUAGUCAAGGCUAUAUGGACAGCUGGAGAUGUUAGGACUGCGGUAGAAUCUGCUGUUAAUAUGAGGGACCAAGCUAUCAUCGUAGACUUGAUAAACAUCAUGUUAAUGAAGAAGUCACUAUGGUCACUCGACUUGUGUGUGGUACUUUUACCCAAAAUAAAGGACUUGAUGACCAGCAAAUAUGAAAACUAUGUACAAUGUGGAUGCGCUGCAGUCAAGUUGAUCUUAAAGAGCUUCACCACUCUCAUCAAGUCCAAUGUGAAGACGCCGCCAUCGGGUGUAGAUAUUUCAAGAGAAGAAAGGUACAAGAAGUGUAGCAAGUGUUACGGCUACCUACUGGCUGUCAGAACGGUGGUUGAGGACAGACAGCACACAGCAGGCAAAAUGGGUAGCACUUUCCGUGAGCUUCAGCUCCUACUGGCCCAGCUCGACUAAAAUAAAUAACAAUCAAACUCCGACGGGUCAUAAAAUAGCAGAGUUUUCCCCACCUUCUCAAAGAAGGGUCAUGUUUUAUGUUCUACAUUCUCUUUACCAAGGUAUGUUGUCACAAGAUCGCACAAACGACAGUUCUUUUAGACGUACGUACAUGUAAGGGCCGGUUUGGCUUGUGUUACUGCAUAAACAACAGAAUGCACGUGUGUUCAGGAGUGAUAAUAGUUCAGAGCUGCAACGACGAAACGGGAGCACUGCUCCACAUUUUCAAAGAGGAGCUUAGUAUUGAUAGAAAAAAAAUAUUGCUCUAGCGCCCUUCACUUUGCAGACACCCCUUGUCAUAACAUUUCUGAUAAUACUUCAAGGGCUUGUUUUCAGUUCUAUUCAGCGUUUGCUAUAAAGGAGUGUCAAGUAGCCAAUUGUUGGAUGGCUGGAUUGUUUCGGCUCAGUCGGUCACGAACAUGCCUCGUUUUGAAGAGGUCUCAUUUUUCUCGUGGAGUACAGCACUGGGGAGGCCCCAGGAUUUUUCUUACCCCACAGCUACCCGCGGCGUACUUUCACACUGUAUCCCUAACUCCAUGGUGUUUCCGUUGCACGUUUCAAGAAUACCCCAGGGUUUUAGCACUUACACCUUCUCCAGAGCAGGGGUGGAUAUUCCCUCGGGUAUGCCUAGUUGUUUUGGCAGAUGGGGGGGGGUGAACGAUCAUAGUGUGAAAUGGUCUGCCGUUAUUCCCAGGGGGCAACCCUGGGGAGUGUGGUGGUGUGAAAAGGGCCAUAGAUAAUGAAGUUUCUUUGAGCACAAAUACAUAUUGGAUUAAUCAAAAGCAAUAAACUAUCGCCGCCAGUCUUAAGCUGGAAAAGUUUCAUUUGGUUUUUAAGCAACUUUUUUUUGUACCGUACAACUUGGGAGCCUGGUGUUCAGACCUUUUUCAGGAAUUACAACCCAAUACUGUAUUCUUUGUCUCUCAGGUUUUUACAAACGGGUCACGUUUGUUCUACAUUCUUACUAUUUGUUUAAAUUCAACAGGGCCUUGAAUAAGGUUCCCUUGUUUUAGGUUUUUGUUGUAAUUUUUCUGAUUACAUGAUUUUGUCAAAAUCUCCUUGGGAAUCAAAAUUUUCUUGGAAGAAGUAAAGCCGGUAAAGAAAGAGCGACCAAACUUGCAGUUUGAAUUCUUCGGUGAUGCACAUAGUCUGUAUGCCUCCUGAAUUGUAACAUCGCUGAAUUUCUGGGUCUUGAAUGAGUAACCCCCAGUCCUGAAAAACGUUGUCAGGAAAUGUCAAGUUUCUGAAAUUCUCAUCCCUUGUUUGAAGCCUUGCAUGCUGAUUACUUCUCUGGCUGCAUGUAUACAAAAUAAAUAACGAUAAUAACAAGUCUUUACAUGUAUAGCGCAUUUUUAAGAAAGCGUACCAAUGCGCUUUAAAUUAGUGCCAGGGUCAUUGUACCAAACAUGUUCCCGUAAUCACUCUCAGCUCCCUGGGGAGUAAACUGCCGUGGUGCUCCAAAGGCUUUUUCCAGCACAAUAUCAAACUACCCUCGGAUGUACCAAUUUAUACCCCUGGGUGGAGAGAAGAGGGUGUUUUUUAAUUUUUUAUUCUUAUUUUUUAUUUAUUACAAUAAAAGUGACCCCUUGUACAUCUAAACACUGGUCCUAAUGAAAACAUUUCACAUACUAUACCUUAAAAGCAGCUGAUGAAUUUUGAGAUGUAUGCAGCGUUUGUUUUUAUCAAAUUUUGAUAAAAAUGGUAUCGUGUUUAUAUCCAAGGAAUUCAAAAUUUGAGGUUUUCUUCCAUUUGAGCUGUGUACUAACCGAGUGCCUUUUGUAAUGGUCUACAGUGCCGCUCCCAAACGAGUAACUUUCAAGACUUGUACAUGGUUUUAAAAAGGAAAAAUCCAAUUACAUAGAUAAAUACAUUUUAUAUUUGGUUUGCGGUAACACCAUGUGUGUAUCUACUUGCCAGGUAGAGUUUGUUCUUGGA